GCGCGGCCGACCGCCGACGCUCGCGGCCCCCGGGACCCCAGACCGUCCGCUGCCUGCGAGACUGAGCGGCGGGGAGUGGCCCCCGGCUUCCAGGAACAUGGCGGACCCGGCCGAGUGCAACAUCAAAGUGAUGUGUCGCUUCAGACCUCUCAACGAGUCCGAGGUGAACCGCGGCGACAAGUACGUGGCCAAGUUCCAAGGAGAGGACACGGUCCUGAUCGCGUCCAAGCCUUAUGCAUUUGAUCGGGUGUUCCAGUCAAGCACAUCUCAAGAGCAAGUAUAUAACGACUGUGCAAAGAAGAUUGUUAAAGAUGUACUUGAGGGAUACAAUGGAACAAUAUUUGCAUAUGGACAAACAUCAUCUGGGAAGACACACACAAUGGAGGGUAAACUUCAUGAUCCAGAAGGCAUGGGAAUUAUUCCAAGAAUAGUGCAAGAUAUUUUUAAUUAUAUUUACUCCAUGGAUGAAAAUUUAGAAUUUCAUAUUAAGGUUUCAUAUUUUGAAAUAUAUUUGGAUAAGAUAAGGGACCUAUUAGAUGUUUCAAAGACCAACCUUUCAGUUCACGAAGACAAAAACCGAGUCCCCUAUGUAAAGGGGUGCACAGAGCGUUUUGUAUGUAGUCCAGAUGAAGUUAUGGAUACCAUAGAUGAAGGAAAAUCCAACAGACAUGUAGCAGUUACAAAUAUGAAUGAACAUAGCUCUAGGAGUCACAGUAUAUUUCUUAUUAACGUGAAACAAGAGAACACGCAAACAGAACAAAAGCUGAGUGGAAAACUUUAUCUGGUUGAUUUAGCUGGUAGUGAAAAGGUUAGUAAAACUGGAGCUGAAGGUGCUGUGCUAGAUGAAGCGAAGAACAUCAACAAGUCCCUGUCUGCUCUUGGGAACGUCAUCUCUGCUCUGGCUGAGGGCAGCACUUAUGUUCCAUAUCGAGAUAGUAAAAUGACAAGAAUCCUUCAAGAUUCAUUAGGUGGCAACUGUAGAACCACUAUUGUAAUUUGCUGCUCUCCAUCAUCAUACAAUGAGUCUGAAACAAAAUCCACACUCCUGUUUGGUCAAAGGGCCAAAACAAUUAAGAACACAGUUUGCGUCAAUGUAGAGUUAACUGCAGAACAGUGGAAAAAGAAGUAUGAAAAAGAAAAAGAAAAAAAUAAGACCCUGCGGAAUACCAUUCAGUGGCUUGAAAAUGAACUCAACCGGUGGCGUAAUGGAGAGACAGUGCCUGUAGAUGAGCAGUUUGACAAAGAGAAAGCCAACUUGGAAGCUUUCACAGUGGAUAAGGACGUUACUAUUACCAAUGAUAAGCCAGCAGCCACAAUUGGUGUUACUGGAAAUUUCACUGAUUCCGAAAGAAGAAAAUGUGAAGAAGAAAUUGCUAAAUUAUACAAACAACUUGAUGACAAGGAUGAAGAAAUUAACCAGCAGAGCCAACUGGUAGAGAAACUAAAGACACAGAUGUUGGAUCAGGAAGAGCUUCUGGCAUCUACCAGAAGGGAUCAAGACAACAUGCAGGCGGAGCUGAAUCGCCUUCAAGCAGAAAAUGAUGCCUCUAAAGAAGAAGUAAAAGAAGUUUUACAGGCCUUGGAGGAACUGGCUGUCAAUUACGAUCAGAAGUCUCAGGAAGUUGAAGAUAAGACCAAGGAAUAUGAAUUGCUUAGUGAUGAGCUGAAUCAAAAAUCGGCAACUUUAGCAAGUAUAGAUGCUGAGCUUCAGAAACUUAAGGAAAUGACCAACCACCAGAAAAAACGAGCAGCUGAGAUGAUGGCAUCGUUACUAAAGGAUCUUGCCGAAAUAGGCAUUGCUGUGGGAAACAAUGAUGUAAAGCAGCCUGAGGGAACUGGCAUGAUAGACGAAGAGUUCACUGUCGCCAGGCUCUACAUCAGCAAGAUGAAGUCAGAAGUCAAGACGAUGGUGAAACGCUGCAAACAGUUAGAAGGCACACAGACUGAGAGCAACAAAAAAAUGGAAGAAAAUGAAAAGGAGCUGGCAGCAUGCCAGCUUCGGAUCUCCCAACAUGAAGCCAAAAUCAAGUCGUUGACUGAAUACCUUCAAAAUGUGGAGCAAAAGAAAAGGCAGCUCGAAGAAUCUGUCGACUCCCUCAGUGAAGAACUAGUUCAGCUUCGAGCACAAGAGAAAGUCCAUGAAAUGGAAAAGGAGCACUUAAAUAAAGUUCAGACUGCAAAUGAAGUAAAGCAAGCUGUUGAACAACAGAUCCAAAGCCACAGAGAAACCCAUCAAAAACAAAUCAGUAGUUUGAGAGAUGAAGUUGAAGCAAAAGAAAAACUUAUCACUGACCUUCAAGACCAAAACCAGAAAAUGAUGUUAGAGCAGGAACGUCUCAGAGUAGAACAUGAGAAGUUGAAAGCUACAGAUCAGGAAAAGAGCAAAAAACUACAUGAACUUACGGUCAUGCAAGAUAGACGAGAACAAGCAAGACAAGACUUGAAGGGUUUGGAAGAGACAGUGGCAAAAGAACUUCAGACUUUACACAACCUGCGUAAGCUCUUUGUUCAGGACCUGGCAACCAGAGUUAAGAAGAGCGCCGAGGUCGAUUCUGAUGACACUGGAGGCAGUGCUGCGCAGAAGCAGAAAAUCUCCUUCCUGGAGAACAAUCUUGAACAGCUCACGAAAGUGCACAAACAGUUGGUACGUGAUAAUGCAGAUCUUCGCUGCGAACUUCCCAAGCUGGAGAAGCGACUGAGAGCUACAGCCGAGAGAGUGAAAGCUUUGGAAUCGGCACUGAAAGAAGCGAAGGAAAAUGCUUCUCGGGAUCGGAAACGCUAUCAGCAAGAAGUAGACCGCAUCAAGGAAGCAGUCAGGUCGAAGAACAUGGCCAGGAGAGGGCAUUCGGCUCAGAUCGCUAAACCCAUUCGGCCCGGGCAACAUCCAGCAGCUUCUCCAACUCAUCCAAGUGCAAUUCGCGGAGGCGGCGCCUUUGUUCAGAACAGCCAGCCUGUGGCGGUGCGGGGCGGCGGAGGCAAGCAGGUGUAGCGUCUGCACAGACUGCCGGUGUUGAAAAUAACGGAAGUAUGAAGAGGACCUAGUAUCCGAGUCAUUCAGUGACUGUCACCUCUGGCCCCUGCGAUUGUAGAAUUCAAACUUUUUUUUUAAAUGUAUAAAUUGUACCUGGCCUGUACAGCUGUCUCCUACCCACUCUUGUAGACUCUGCUGCUUCCCAACACAACCAGAGUGCGAUCCUGGCGUCUUAGGACCUGCGGCCCUAUUUAUUACACAGCUCGUCUCUCGUCUUCCGUUCAGUCUGCACUGUGCCAAGCUGACUACCUUAUAGGACUGUGCUUUCUGCAUUUGUUUCUGUGUGUUUUGUGUGUGUUGUAUGUUCAUUUUUUAAUCUCAAUUUAAGUUAGCUAGCUGCUGCUGCUGCUUGCUUUUCUUUUCCUAUGAAAAUGUCUUCUUCUUUUUUUUUUUUUUUUAAGGGAAAAUGGAACAUUUAGAUUAAAUGUCUUAAAUUUGACCACUUCCAACACUACAUGCCCACGAAAUGUAUCCGGUCAGUACUGUAUGUGGAAAGCCCUUGAAGUGGCCCCACGGUUGUGGUUAUUUGUAUCUCGAAUCGUCUGAAUUUUGCGCACUGAAACUACACUGCCUGACUAGGCAUUUGAGACUGAGCAAGGCCAUUUGAUUGUCAUCUCAUGAAAUGCCUGUUGCCGAGUUGUUUUUAAUAGAAAUAUUUUACAAAAGCAAAGGCAAAUCUCAGUUUGAGAGUUUGGAAAAGGAAUUGUGUUUUCUCUUCUUCCUAAUUGUGUACUCAUGACAGCUUGGUGGAAUGAAAAUACCUUGCUUCAUUCUGGUGAGCUAGCUGCUAUAAAAUUUGGACAGUUCUUAAUUUGUCAUCAGCAGUGCAGUGAAAAUACUGUAGGAUAAAAUGGUUGUAUGUUUUCAAUACUGUAUUGACAGAUCUAAAUUCAUGGCCUUUGGAAAUUGAGGACAGAUACAUGGUGAAUUAAGUAUGUAGGUAAAUUUUGGUCUGAAAUCCCUGAAGUGUUUUUAACCUGCUACACUAAGUUAUACACUAUAAUUUAUAAUGUUUCGUCUAGAAUUAGUACAUUGUUUGGGAGUCACUAAUCCACAAACUUUGUUGACUGUAGCCCUUAAUAAUACUAAGUGUGUACCUAUUUUUUACCGCUUCUUUCUCAAGUGAUUAAGUCAACGGUUCAUUUUAGGGAGCUAUAAAAGAAUGAUAAAAGUAAUAGAGAAAGAGAUUUUAAUAUUUGCUUCAUCAAUGGGGAUGGUGGUGUGACUGCAACUAUGUUAGCAAAAAUUCACAGAGAAUGGGAAUUUAAGGCUAUUCAGCCAGGAGAGAGACUUGGAAAGCUCUGUGCUAGGAUCUGGCUGACAGAGUUAACUUUUUGAAAAAGUUUUAUACACAGAUAUUUGUAUUAAUAAAUUUGAAGCCAUAGUUAGAUGAUCUAGAUCACGAUUGGCUUAUUUUUCUAUUUCCUUAACUAUUGUAAUUUCCACUUUUAUAAUAAUUUUGAUUUAAAAGAUAAAUUUAUUUAUUUAUUUUUUUAACAGUCAAAAAUCCUUGCUGUUGUAGUCUUCAGCCUUCAAAAUGAUUGUGUUGCUUUUCAGAUUGAUCAAAAGCACUCCAGAAAUUGAGAUAAAACUUUGAUGCAGCAAGAUAGCAGAAUAUAGUUGAUGAAGUGCAACAGCCUUUGUAUGAUGAUAGUUUUCCAAGUGGUGCAACAUUUGGCUGCAUUCACAUAUAUUUGUUUUCAAAUGAAAACUUGCUUCUUUAGCAAUAUUCAUAGAUGAAGCAGAGUUUGUUUUCUCUUUUGUCUGAAUGUGGUAGUUUCAUUCUCGAAGACGUAUCAUGGGUAUUGGCGCUGUGGAACAGUGAAUCGUGACUAGCAUGUGGUUCAGAGUACACAAUGUUAGGUUUGAAGUAUCUUAAUGGUUCUUUUCUAUUUAUAAUUUCAAACUUUCAUAAAGUAUACCUAGAAUUUCAUAAAUUUGUUUCAGUGAACUGCUUUUUGCUAUAGUAGGCAUUAAACACAGCAUUUACUCUUCUACAUGACAUUUUCUGAUCAUCUAGAAUAUUGACACUUCAGUUUGUGGUGUCUUUUUUUUUUUUUUGACUGGAUAUAUUGUUUAUCUUAAUGGUGUUGAUAGGUGGAUCAGAAGACAAACUCAAUGAAAUAAAAGAGUAGUAUUUAUUCAUGGUGAUCAGUUAAAUUAUUUGCCUAACUUAAGAGAACUAACUACUGUGCACCACUCUCAAUUUGUAACUCAAUUUGACAUGAGAUGACAGAAGAGAGUCUGAGUCUACCUGUGGAAUAUGUUGGUUUCUUUUCAGUGCUGGAAGAUACAUUCAAAGAUAAUUGGUUUGGGAAGACGCCAUAUAAUUUUUAAAUUAACCUGCAUGCUGUAAAUGUGUUUUAUGUUUAAAUAAAGAGGAAAAAUUUUUUGAAACGUAGUGGCUUUCUUAAAAACAAACCAUUAGUUUGAUUUACACAACUGAGUGGCAUCCUGUCUCGGUAGAAUAGUCAGUAAUUUGUUGUCAUCCUUAUAAAUUUUGUUUCCUAAUGUGUUGCAGCCUUUUAGACAGGAGGUGUUCGAAUAUGUAGGCUGAAGAAUUAAGAGCUAGCAGUGCGAUAUCAGGCUCACCUGUCUGGUUUUUUGUUUUGGUUUUUGUUUUUUUUUUACAGGCAGUGUGGACAGUGAGAGAGAGAGACAGAGAAAAAGGUCUUCCUUUUCUGUUGGUUCAUCUUCAAUGGUCGCUGCGGCCAGCGCACCGCGCUGAUCCGAAGCCAGGAGCCAGAUGCUUCUCUUGGUCUCCCAUGGGGUGCAGGGCCCAAGCAUUUGGGCCAUCCUCCACUGCCCUCCCUGGCCACAGCAGAGAGCUGGCCUGGAAGAGGGGCAACCAGGACAGAAUCCGGCGCCCCGACCGGGACUAGAACCUGGUGUGCUGGCGCCGCUAGGCAGAGGAUUAGCCUGUGGAGCCACAGCACCGGCUUCCCGACCGGGAGUAGAACUUGGUGUGCUGGCGCUGCAGGCAGAGGAUUAGCCUAUUGAGCUGUGGUGCCAGCCAACACCUGUCUGUCUGUAAUGUGGACUGCAUGUUCUGCACAUUUGAAUCUGAUUGCACACUGAUAGUUUGUGUUUCUCAGUAGCAUUCAUGUUUAACUGGAGACUCAGAACUCUUCCUGAAUUCAAGUAAUAAUUGGUUUGUUUUCAGUGUUUAUCUGCUUCAAUUAUUGUGGAAAUUUUUAAUCAUGUUAAAGUAAGUAACCCCACAGUACCUGUCACUCAGUUUCAACAGGUAUCACCCCAUAGCUAGUCUUGUUUUAUCCAUACCCCCACUUGUGCCAUCCUUUGCCCGUGUUCUUUUGAAGUAAUCCUAGGCAUCAUUGGCUUCUUUCAUGAAUAUUUCAGUCUGUACUUUGAAAAGAUCAGAGCUCCUUAUAACACACAAAAAUACCAUUAUCACACCGACAAAGUCAUUUCCUAAUCAAAUGUUUAUAUACCGAUAAACUCCAUGAAUUGCAGAGUUCCACUGUGCCUCCCCCUCUGUUCAUUAGUUCCUUGUAAUGGGUUUAUGAAGAAAACAGGUUUGCUAUGUACUUUGCCAGAUUUUGCCGAUUGUCUGUGAUGCCCAUCAAUACAGUUCUCUAAAUUUGUUUUGAGUCCA
Molecule: messenger RNA, 6647 nt
Organism: Lepus europaeus (European hare)
Lineage: Eukaryota; Metazoa; Chordata; Mammalia; Lagomorpha; Leporidae
Gene: KIF5B
Product: kinesin family member 5B
Exons: 26
Coding region: 98-2989 (963 amino acids)
Biological process (GO): microtubule-based movement
Molecular function (GO): microtubule motor activity; ATP binding; microtubule binding
Source: RefSeq, a predicted model, not a curated record